CCGCCAUUCCGUAGUCCCGCGAGAGCCAUCCAAUCAGCGCUGCGUGAAAAAUGCUUUGUUGUUUAUGCCUCAGGCGCCAAGGCAUGUGCCGCACAACAGUGCCUGACAGACGCUGGAGAGCCCCUCCUCUUCAAAAAAGCUUUCAAGGCACUUUUCCUGCUCUGGCCGCUCACUAGUCAGUUCUACUGCACGCAGGUGUCUGCCUUCUGCAUUCUGUUUCGAUACAGUUGUGGUGGUUCGUCUGUUGCCCACAGUAGACACCGCUGCAAAGUUUUUCUUUCCCUAGCAUCUCUUUGUGUGCUUGUUCUACUUCAUAUCGUUCUAUUGCACACCUCUCUUGCUCCAGGACAGGUUCACUAAAUCAAGCCUCGAGUCAAAAUGUCUGACAAGCUCACGAGAAUUGCUAUUGUCAAUAGUGACAAGGUAGGUUGAUUGACGUCGAUGGCAUUUCUUCUGCUACAGUCGUGCGAUGCUUGCUAACAUGAGACUGCUCGACAUUAGUGCAAACCAAAGGUGCGCAUUAACCUCGCAUUGGACAUGGCAGGAUGAUACUCAUGUAUGCAGAAAUGUCGUCAAGAAUGCAAGAAGUCUUGCCCUGUCGUUCGCACAGGCAAGCUCUGUAUCGAGGUCACCCCAAACUCCAAGAUAGCCUUCAUAUCCGAAAGUCUUUGCAUCGGUUGUGGUAUCUGUCCUAAGAAAUGCCCUUUUGGCGCCAUCCACAUCAUCAACCUGCCUACCAAUUUGGAGACUGAGGUUACACACCGUUACUCAGCCAACAGCUUCAAACUUCACCGGUUACCUAUGCCCCGUCCUGGACAGGUCCUGGGUCUUGUUGGAACCAACGGUAUUGGCAAGAGUACUGCGUUGAAAAUCCUCAGUGGAAAGCUGAAGCCUAAUCUCGGCCGAUAUGACAACCCACCUGACUGGGAGGAAAUUUUGAGAUACUUCCGUGGUUCCGAGUUGCAGAACUACUUCACGAAAGUCCUGGAAGACAACCUGAAGGCUGUUGUCAAGCCUCAAUAUGUUGACCAGAUUCCUAAGGCCGUGAAAGGCAAUGUGAGGAAAGUUGGCGAUCUCGUUAAAGCUCGAGCUCAGAUGGAUAACUUGGAGCACAUUAUGGACGUUCUCGAACUCAGGCGGGUUGCUGACCGCGACCUUGAUUUUCUUUCUGGAGGAGAACUCCAGCGAUUCGCGAUCGGUCUGGUCUGCGUUCAAAAAGCUGAUGUUUACAUGUUCGAUGAACCAUCUUCCUACCUCGAUGUUAAGCAGCGUUUGGCUGCCGCCCGUACGAUUCGGGAACUUUUGCGCCCCGAUGAUUAUGUUAUUGUUGUUGAGCACGAUUUGUCUGUGCUUGACUACCUUUCUGAUUUCAUCUGUGUGCUCUAUGGCAAGCCUGCGGUUUAUGGUGUGGUCACGCUUCCCUCUUCGGUUCGCGAAGGCAUAAAUAUCUUCCUGGAUGGCCACAUCCCGACGGAGAACCUGCGCUUUAGAGAGGAGUCUCUUACUUUCCGUCUCGCCGAAGCUGGAGAUGAUUUGAUCGCCGAUAAGGCGCGCGCCUUCAGUUACCCGAGUAUGGAAAAAACACUUGGCAACUUCCAUCUCAGCAUUGAUUCCGGACAGUUCACUGAUUCUGAAAUCAUCGUUAUGAUGGGUGAGAAUGGAACUGGCAAGACCACUUUCUGUAGGAUGCUUGCUGGUGCCGAGAAGCCCGAUGGGAGCAUCUCCGUUCCCCGCAUGAAUAUCAGUAUGAAGCCUCAGAAGAUCACUCCCAAGUUCCAGGGUACUGUGCGUCAGCUGUUCUUCAAGCGUAUUAAGGCUGCUUUCUUGUCGCCCCAGUUCCAGACCGAUGUCUACAAGCCCCUCAAGAUCGAUGACUUCAUCGACCAGGAAGUUCAGAACCUGUCUGGUGGUGAAUUACAACGUGUUGCUAUCGUCCUGGCGCUUGGCAUUCCAGCUGAUAUUUACUUGAUUGACGAGCCCAGUGCUUACCUUGACUCUGAACAGCGUAUUGUGGCUGCUCGGGUCAUCAAACGUUUCAUCAUGCACGCUAAGAAGACUGCCUUUAUUGUCGAGCACGAUUUCAUCAUGGCUACCUACCUUGCGGAUCGGGUGAUUGUGUUCGGUGGCAAACCAUCUGUAGAUGCACAUGCCAAUUCCCCCGAGUCUCUUCUUACCGGUUGCAACAGAUUCCUCAAGAGCUUGGAUGUAACUUUCCGUCGUGACCCGAACAGCUAUCGCCCUCGUAUCAAUAAGUACCAGAGCCAGAUGGAUAAGGAACAGAAGCUCAGUGGAAACUACUACUUCUUGGAAGAAGAAAACUGAAGAGGGCGUCCCUCACAAGCACCGCCGCUAUCAUCACAGGCGUGAUGGCCGCGACUCUGACCAACGACGAAACCGGCGUCGAGGCAGGGGGAAGGUCGUUUGGGUGAGAGACUCUCCUAGCGUCCGCAGGGCUAGGAGGCACGGUAGUGGCGUCUGCCUUCUUGAAGAUGAGGGUAAUGCUUCAGAUGACGAUGAUGAUGACAAUCAUCCCGAUCAAGGCCAGUGGUUUUUGACCUGGCCCAAAUCAACGUUGCUUUGCAUCUUGAAGUUGUCGGCCAUCUAUCGUCGUAUCUCUUGACACGCCAACUGUGCCUUUGUUGGCUAAGUUCUCUCCACUCAGACUCAAUCGCCUGUGAGAUUUCGGGCGCGGCAUUACAUUACAUUAUAUCGUAGGGUAAUCGAGGCUUAACUCGGUCAUCUUUUCAGCCGGUUCCUGCUGCUCACCGGAGUUUGCAAUUUGUUUCGAUGCAGAAGAGAUAUCGACGACGUUACGACAUAGAUGAGUUAGGUAGGUCUUCUGACUGCAUAUGAGUGCUAUCUGCUAUAAAUUGUUGAAAAGUGUCUUUGAAUUUGUUAUUUCCAACCUGCGUCCGUAUGUAACAUUGUAAUGCAUUUCUCAAUGGCUUAUUUGAUUCCAUGAAAUUAAUAACUCCAUAGCCC
Molecule: messenger RNA, 2982 nt
Organism: Monascus purpureus
Lineage: Eukaryota; Fungi; Ascomycota; Eurotiomycetes; Eurotiales; Aspergillaceae
Source: the annotation of a GenBank genome assembly